AUGAGUUUAUCAGAUCUGCUGCAGGAUAAUGGCGAUAACUGCAUUUCCCAAUUUGCCAUGAUUCCUCCCAGUUAUAGUGAAGAGCAAAUGAAACAUUAGUUCAGAGGUCCUGCCAAACUUGCAACCAAGAUUGACCCCCUAUAAGAUGUGGCUGAUUAUUCAAUCAAACCACCUUCAAAUAUGAGUUUACCCAAAGCAACGGAAUAAAUUAAUCCAUCUUCGUCUCCUCAUUCAGGAUUCAUUUAAUUAACCCCUAAGACCUCCUUAAUGGAAGAAAAAAUACUGGGAAGCACUUCGAAUAAGGAAUAAAUUAGAGAACAUGCUUAAAGCAGUUAUAACAAUCUUCCUAAAGAGGGAGUAAAUAACUUCCUUAAAUUAGUGAUUGCCAAAAGUCGAUAUCAUCACUUUAUUGAUCUUUUGCUUUAAAGAUCGUAUGUGAAAAAACUUUCACAAUUUAGCAUUUAUCAAAAUACUAUGCUUGAUGAUUUAAGAUAUGUGGAUUCGAAACGACAUGCUAAUAAAAAUUUGGUUGGGAAGUUUUGUAAGAAAUUAAGAUUUGUUCCCAUUUUAGAUCAAAGCAGCUACUUGGUUAUUGGUUGGUAAUUGUUGUACAUUCUCACAAUUAUUAUAAUUUUCUUUUGGACCCCCUUCAACUUAUCCUUUGGAAUCACUUUGAAUUAAGUAGUAUUUGGCAAUCUGAUUGUGAAAGACGUGGAACUCUACUUCCUCUUCUCCAUCAUAAUCGAUGGAUUCAUUGUGAUAAAUACAUCGUACAUUAAGAAAGGCAUCAUCAUCAGAACUAGGGGCAAGAUAUUCACUAAUUAUCUCAAUACUCAAGCCAUCUACGAUUUGGUAAUCAUAUAUGUUAUAUAUUGUAGUGCUCCAUAGUCUCAUUGCUAAUUGCUCAAUAUACAAGCAUUGGUGAUUCUCAAGAAAAUCCUGGUUGGCAAAUACUACCAUAUGCAAUCUAUUAUUGUAGUAGAAUAUUCAAAUUGCAGGGCAGAGUGCAUAAAUUAGAAGAGUAAAACUUAAUUUAUGAAUCUUAGAUUUUUCAAUUUCUCAGGAUGGGUCCAAGAUGUCAUUGAAUUAAUUAAACUCCUAUUUAUGGUAGUGUAUGUUGGCCAUCUAUUCGCUUGUCUUUGGCAUAGUGUUGCUUUCUAUCAAAUAGGAUACCAUAAAACUUGGUUGGAGAUCUAUCACAUAGCUGAUGCAAAUAUAUUCACGAAAUACAAUUAUGCAUUCUACUGGGCUGUUUAAACUAUGAUCACUGUUGGUUAUGGUGAUUUGACCCCUUAAAACGAUUACGAAAGAUUAUGUGCAAAUCUGAGUAUGUUCUUAGCUUGCGGAGUGUUUGCCUUCUCUUUCAAUAGUAUAGGUCUCAUGCUCAGCAAUCUGAAUUCAAGAUAAGUACUCUACAAGAGAAGCACUAAUCUACUGAAUCAAUACCUGACUAAAAAUCAAAUUAAGGUUGAACUCUAAUCCAGAAUUAGGAAUUAUUAUGAUUAUAUCUUUUAAGAAGAAUAAGAAAUUAAUGAUGAAGAAGUUUCUCAAAUUACUACUAAACUAUCAAGCUCUUUAUAGGAGGAACUUACCUUUGAAAUUAGACUUAAUGUAAUGAAAACUAACAAAGUCUUAACGAAGUUCUCUUAAAAAACUUUAAGAGAAUUAUCGUUACUUAUAGAAGAAGUCAGAUUCUCUCCUGAGGACUAAAUUAUACAAUAAGGAACUCCAGAUGAUUGUUCACUUUAUCUAAUAACCAAAGGAAAGAUUUCCAUUCUUUUUCAGAAUGAACCUUAGGGCAAAAUUACUAGAGUGCUCUCUUUUUUGGAGAAAGGGUAAACAUUUGGGGAGUACUCAUUUUUUACUGGUCUAAAUCGUACUGCUUCUGCCAAAAGCAUUGGAUUUUCGAGAGCUUACAAAAUCACUAGAUAAAAACUGUUAAAUGUGCUCCAAACCAAUGAAACUGAUUUAGUAAUUGUCAUAAUGUAAUUUUUAGGAACGCUUUUGUGAAGUAAGAGAUUAAAUUUUGCAAAGCGAGAAUUAUCAGCCAGCUUAGUUAUAAUGUUAUUCAUGCAGGAAAUUUGAUCAUCUCAUUAAGGAUUGCCCUAUUCUCCAUUUUGUUCCAGACAAGGAGAAAGUGAUUAAAAAGGAGUACUUUCCUAUUCAACAACAGAGAAAUGUUACUUAUGUUCGGUAGAGAUCCGAUAGAAGUUAUUAUGCAACCUUAUUAGAAAUGAAGAAGACACUUACAAUUGUUAGAGAAUUUUAAACUAAUCAACUUUAAAACGAAAGCCCUUCUAUUGUUGAUGAGAAUUCAGAUGUUUCCUACGAUGAUAAUGAUGAUUAUCCAUAUGAAUAUUGUAAGAUUUCGCAUUUAUUCAUAGCCUACCAAAAUAAAAGCUAAUCCAAAAUCUCCAUAAAAUAAUCCUAAAUUCGCUAAAAUACUUAGAAUGAAAACAACCAUAGCAAUACUAGAAAUUUAUAACCCAUUUAAGAGAGUGAAGAUUCUGAUCAUAGCGUUAGUCCUAAUAAAAAGAGAAAUUCUACUGCCAAAAACACAAUACAAACUGCUGGUUUUGGAGGACAAGAUUCUUUUCAAAAUAAACUAAAAUUAGAUGAUCACGAUAUCAAUAUCAUAAAUGUCAACCAAGGAUAUCUGAACACUAAUGUCAAGGAAGAUAAAAGACACUCUUUAAAAAAUGAUAGAUUGCUUAGUCCAGUAGAUAUACCUAAUAGAAUCGGUAAAAAACAAACAACAAACAUUCGAAAAUAGAAUAGAGAAGAAUCUUACUAACCAUUCUCAUCUCAAACCCAAGUAGAUCAUUAUUAAGAAAAGGAAAGGCCAAUUAAAAGAAAAUCAAAAUUUAAAGAUACUUAAGGAGAAAUCAUUCUUAUGUCUUCAACUUAAUCAGUUGAUUAUAAAAGAGAUUCCAUUGAUGCAAAAGAAGAUAAGAAUGAGUUAAAGAGAAAAACCACAAAAACCUAAACGAAUAGAAGCAGAACUGCUAAGACACAUAAAACUACGAAAUUGCUGUCAGAAAAUCCCUCUUAAGAAAUAUCUAUACCAAUAUUUGAAAAACAGUCGACUUCUAUGGAAUUAGAAGGUUUCGAAAAUAUGAAAAACUUUGAAUGUUACUAUACUUGGAAUAACCCAAAAGUCGUGAUAUCCAAAGCAAUUCGAAUUUUAACAAAAUAUUUAGAACGCAAACGAAACAUUGCUCAUUCGUUUUCUUCCUAUACAUUCAGUGCUGUAGCUAUCAAUCAAAUCAUAAGGAUAAAGAAAAAACUCAAAUUAUUGUAAUUUAGAUUUUAUAUUUUAGAGAGGACCCCCUUAUUGAUGAAAAGAGGGAUAAAAAAAUGCUUUAUACUCUUAAUAAAACUGCUAGAUCAAGAGUGGGAAGUAAAAGAAAUUCAUAGGGUUUUGGAGAUGACUUCUCUUCAUUAUUUUAAAAGAAACCGUUAUACACUGGACAAACCCAAUUAUCUCAAAGAAUUUCUAUGUCUAAACAAGUUAGAACGGAUUUGUGA
Paramecium octaurelia is the source of this 3528-nucleotide messenger RNA. NCBI's taxonomy places the organism in Eukaryota, Ciliophora, Oligohymenophorea, Peniculida, Parameciidae. The record is from the annotation of a GenBank genome assembly.